CUGGGUGAAACAUUAGGAGCGCAGAAAAGAACAACUUGUAACUGUGUGCUUGAACAGUAUAGCUGUUAUCAUAUACACUUCAGUAAGGCGAGGGGAUUAUAUGUACAAUUUUUACUAUUCUUCCAGGUACCAACAGAGGUAGAUGCAUUGCUGAAGCAAUGUACACCUUUCGAAGACGGAAGAUACGUAGUAGAUAAAUCAACCCCUGAACAGACGGUAAAACAACAUCGAAUUUUGACAAGAGUGGCAACCCAGCUUGGAGUUGUGCAGGCUGAGUGUGAUCAAGCCGGGAGAAACAAGUACUGUUACAUAUGUCAGACGCUGAAGCCGGACCGAUCUCACCACUGUUCGUCAUGUGGCAGAUGCGUUGUUAAAUUUGACCAUCAUUGUCCGUGGAUUAAUCAGUGUGUUAAUCAUAACAACUACAAGCCUUUUCUGCUGUACAUCUUCUACAGUACACUCCUUGUCAUCUGGUUCUUGCUGACUUCGAUCGAGUGCUUUAUACGAUUCAUUAUAAACGCUAACUGGCUCCAAGAUGCCAUCCCUCUCGCUCUACUGAUUACUGUUAUUGCCACAUUUGGAGUGUUUGGGUACUUCCCUCUUGGAGAGAUGCUAAUCUUCCAUUAUGGAUUGCUUUCAAUCAACGAGACUACUUGUGAACAAGCGAAACCUGCUGUGUUGAAAUUCGACUUUAAAGCAGACUACAAUCAGGGCAGAGAGAAGAACUUUCAGCAGGUCUUUGGUUGGGGAUUAUGGCUGUUUCCUUUGAAAACCAGUCUCGAGGAUGGAAUGCACUUCGAAAUACGCUACGAAGAUCCCUCGAAUCAGAUGCGAUUCAAGCGAGUGAUUGUGACAUCGGCAGACGACGAAGUGACAGGCGAGAACGGCGUAACAACUCUCUAUAGGGAAACGCUCGCUCUGGGACCGUUCAUUCGACGACGACGCAUCUGCUGA
Messenger RNA from Cooperia oncophora, 954 nucleotides. The record is from the annotation of a GenBank genome assembly. Lineage: Eukaryota; Metazoa; Nematoda; Chromadorea; Rhabditida; Trichostrongylidae.